Molecule: messenger RNA, 1629 nt
Organism: Malania oleifera
Lineage: Eukaryota; Viridiplantae; Streptophyta; Magnoliopsida; Santalales; Ximeniaceae
Product: GATA transcription factor 5
Exons: 3
Coding region: 268-1428 (386 amino acids)
Biological process (GO): regulation of DNA-templated transcription
Molecular function (GO): sequence-specific DNA binding; zinc ion binding
Source: RefSeq, a predicted model, not a curated record
ACAGCGUAUGGAAAAUGUAAAUUUGAACAGCAGGGAAGAGCGGAGGAAGACAGAACGAGAGAGAAAAGGAGCGGAGAAAAAUAAUAAUACAGAAAAUGAGAAAAUAUUAAAGAAGAAGAGGGAGGGAUAAAGAUAAAGAAGAAACGGGCGGUUUUAGAGUUUUAGUAUCAACCCCCCAACCCACGCACGGACGCUUGCCUUGCUUGCCUUUGAUUUCAUACCCAACACCCCCCCCCCCUCUCUCACCUCCUCGCUCUCUCUCAUUCAAUGCUUUACCCAACUCUACCCCCCUCCUUUUUCUUCCAUUUCAACCCCUCCUCCUCCUCCUCCUCCUCUGCAUCCCCCUCUCCUUCUCCUCCUCUUCCUUCCUUCUCCUUCCCUCCCGUUCAGGCCCAAGGGGAAAUGGAAUGCGUGGAGAGAGCGUUGAAGAGCAGUUUGAGACCGGCGAUUGUGGCCAAAACGACCCCACAACAGGGAUUUCUCGAUGAUUUCUGGGCGCCCACUGGCCAGACUGGUGCUGCUUCCGUUGACGAAUUUUUCGUCGACGACCUUCUUGACUUCUCUAAUGGAGGCGUCGCAGAUGGGUCUUUGAAGGAAGAGCCAGAGGAGGAAGAAGAAGACGAACAAGGAGUCCACAGAGGCUGCGCCUCCCUUUCCCCAAAACAAGAGCCAACGGAGGACUGUCAUAAUUACUCUAAACUCAGCACCAGUUUUGCUCUCAAAGACGAGUUUGGCUCUCUUCCCGCCGGCGAACUUUCCGUUCCGGCGGAUGAUUUGGCGGACCUUGAAUGGUUGUCUCAUUUCGUGGAGGAUUCUUUCUCGGAGUACUCUUUAACGUACCCCGCCGGAAACUUACCGGAGAAACCCAGGAAUCACAGGGAAAAGAGGCCUGAACCCGAAGCCCCAAAACCCUGUUUCGCCACUCCUGUCCCGGCCAAGGCCAGGAGCAAACGGGUCCGCACCGGCGGCCGGGUUUGGUCCUUGGGGUCUCCUUCCGGCACCGACUCGUCCUCAACCUCUUCAUCUUCGUCCAUGUCCUCGUCCCCUCCGAACCCCUGGCUCGUCUACGGAACUCAGACUAACUCGGAAUCGUUCAACUCGGAGCUAAAGCCUCCCACGAAGAGGCAGAAGAGAAGACCGGCAAACGAAUCGGUCGGCGCGACCCAGCCACCACGGCGGUGCAGCCACUGCCUGGUUCAGAAGACGCCGCAGUGGAGGACUGGUCCGCUGGGUGCCAAAACCCUCUGUAACGCAUGCGGGGUUCGUUACAAGUCGGGCCGGCUCUUGCCCGAGUACCGACCCGCCUGUAGCCCCACCUUCUCCAGCGACUUGCACUCGAAUAAUCACCGGAAAGUGCUGGAAAUGCGGCGGAAUAAAGAGAUUUCCGGACCAGAAUCCGGCCUGGCUCCGGCGGUUCAGAGUUUUUGAAAAUAGAAAAUUGGGUAGGGAUGGGGAACGAAUAGGAGGGGAGGAGGAACCGAUUAGGAGAAGACCCGAAUAGAGGCGGGUUGGGGCCGGGUUAUUGUCGGUUGGAGUGUACAAUGUCAUGGUGGGUGGGCAGGGAACGGAUUGGGGCCAUUUUAAUGUACUUGACCCGAACAAAAAAAAAGAAAAAAAAAAGUUAAUUUA